Hevea brasiliensis (rubber tree) is the source of this 3851-nucleotide messenger RNA. RefSeq names its product disease resistance protein RPV1-like. Gene Ontology annotation, molecular function: ADP binding; protein binding. Lineage: Eukaryota; Viridiplantae; Streptophyta; Magnoliopsida; Malpighiales; Euphorbiaceae. The transcript has 5 exons. The coding region runs from base 67 to 3711 and encodes 1214 amino acids. The record is from RefSeq and is a predicted model, not a curated record. Gene Ontology annotation, biological process: signal transduction; defense response.
AAAGUCUUAGUCUUCGCUUCUCCAUUAUCUCACUAAAGUUCUUUGUUUUUCAGUCACCAGAUAUUGAUGGCUUCGUCUUCUUCUUCCUCUUCUUCUAUCAAUCCUCAGUGGAAGAAGUAUGAUGCGUUUAUAAGUUUUAGAGGUGCAGACAUCCGAAAAGGUUUUCUCAGUCAUCUGUACGAAGCUUUGAGUAGAAAACAAAUCUGCGCCUUCAAGGAUGAUAAACUUGACAGAGGACAAGAGAUCUCACCAGCUCUCUUGAAAACAAUUGAAAACUCAAGGGUUUCCAUAGUCAUUUUCUCAGAAAACUAUGCCUAUUCUCAAUGGUGUUUGGAUGAGCUUGUCAAGAUUCUUGAAUGCCAGGAAACUACAGGACAAAUAGUAUUACCAGUUUUUUACCAAGUAGAUCCCUCAGACGUUCAAGACUUGACAGGAAGAUUUGGGGAUGCACUUGCUCAACAUAAAAAAAAUUUCAGAGACUGUUUAGAAAAGGUGGAGAGUUGGAGCUGUGCUUUGAAGGGAACGGCCAACAUUUCAGGGUGGGAUUCAAGAAAUAUUGAGUCUGAAUCUAAACUAAUUGAGGAAAUUGUAAAUGAUAUUGGCAAGAAAUUAAAUCACUUGUUUCCCAGUGUUUAUGAUGAAGAUGGCUUUGUUGGAAUUGAUUCUCGUGUGAAGGAAGUUGAAUCAUUGUUAUGUCUUGAGUCAGAAGAUGUGCGUGUGAUAGGAAUUUGGGGAAUGGGAGGUAUUGGUAAGACAACUAUUGCUGACAGAGUAUUUAAUGGAAUUGCAAACAAAUUUGAGAGUCAAUGCUUUAUUGCAAAUGUCCGAGAAGAGUUAGAAAAGCGCACUCCAAUUCAAUUACGAGAUGAAAUCCUUGGCAAAAUAUUAGAGGGACAAAAUUUUUAUGUAGGCACACCAUAUACAUUGCAUCCUUUCAUUAAAAGAAAUCUUCAUAAUAGAAGAGUUCUUAUUGUUCUUGAUGAUGUGGAUGAUUACUUGCACCUAAGAGACUUACUUGGAGGGUGGAAUUUGUAUGGUCCAGGAAGUAGAAUCAUUGUAACAAGCAGAGAUAAGCAAGUGCUUGAAAUUGUGGACUGCAAGAAAUAUAUUUAUAAGGUUGAGGAACUAAAUGAUUGUGAAUCUCUUCAACUCUUUAGCUUGCACGCCUUCAAACAACCUCAUCCCGCAGAAGGAUACAUGAAGCAGCUAUCAGAGAGAGUGAUAAGUUAUACUCAAGGAGUUCCAUUAGCCGUUAAAGUAUUAGGCUGCAACCUUUAUGGUAAAAGCGUGACAGAAUGGGAAAGUGAGUUGAAAAAACUUGAAACUAUUCCCAAUAAGAAAAUUCAGGGCAUUCUGAGAAGAAGUUAUGAUGAACUAGAUGACAAUGAAAGGAGUAUAUUUCUGGAUAUUGCAUGUUUUUUUAAAGGGGAAGAUAAAGAGCGUGUAAAAAAUAUACUAGAUUGCUGUGGUUUUUCUGCAGAAAGUGGAAUACGUAGUCUGCUUGAUAAGUCUCUCGUAACUAUUUCCGAAAAGAAGGUGGGGAUGCAUGACUUACUACAACAAAUGGGUAAGGAUAUUGUUUGCAAGGAAAAUAAAGUGCCCAGAAAACGUAGCAGGUUGUGGGAUGCCCAGGAUAUAUAUUAUAUACUGACAAAAGAAAAAGGGGCUGAAAGUGUCGAAGCCAUAUCAUUUGACAUGUCAAAAAUUAAAAAUAUGGAACUAUGUCCUUCUGCCUUUGAGAAAUUUUAUAAGCUUAGAUUGCUAAAAUUUUACAAUCCUGGUUCUGAGGAAAUCAAGUUACAUCUUCCUAAAGGCCUGAAAUUUCUUCCAAAUGAGCUGAGGUUUCUCUACUGGGAUCAGUACCCUUUGAAAUACUUGCCAUCAAAAUUUUGCCCUGAGAAUCUUGUUGAAUUGCAUAUGCAGAGUAGCCAACUCAAACAACUGUGGAACGAAGAUGCUCCGUGUCUUGAAAACUUGAAAUUUAUGGACCUCAGCAACUCGAAACAACUGAUCAAAAUUCCAGACCCACUGAAAUUCCCAAAACUUGAGAUUGUUAUUUUGAGAGGCUGUACGAGUUUGGUUGAAGUUUCCUCGUCUACUAAGUAUCACAGCAAGAUUAUAGAUCUAAAUCUUGGAAACUGCAGAAAACUCUGCCAUUUUCCAAGCUGCAUUUAUUUGACGAAUGGUGUAAGUCUUUCUUUCUAUGGUUGCUCAAAACUAGCUCAUUUGCCAAGUGGCUUAGGCGAAUUUAGAUGUGUUGAGUAUCUUAAUCUCAUCGGAUGCACAAAGCUUGCGAGUCUUCCAAACAGCAUAUGCAAUCUGAAAUCUCUAAAACGGCUAGACAUCUCACAUUGUGUGAAUCUCGAUGGAUUGCCAGAGAACUUGGGGGACUUGGAAUCUCUGGAGAACCUGAUUGCAACGAGAAGUGGCAUUAAAAAACUGCCAGCUUCUGUCAAUCAGUUGAAGGAAUUAAAAAUCUUGAUCUGUGAUGAAAUUGACGGUUUGCUAUUGCCUCCUUUGACAGGCUUGGCCUGUCUUUAUUAUCUUUCUCUCCAGGAUUGUGGUAUAUCAGAAAUUCCCAGUAACCUUGGCUCUUUAGGGUCAUUGAUAUAUUUAGUUUUAAGUGGAAAUAAUUUCAAAAGCAUACCUACAAGCAUCAAGCAAUGUUCUGAGUUGAAAACACUUAUGUUAAGCAAUUGCAAGAGGCUUCAAUUUUUGCCGGAGCUUCCAUCAGCUCUUGAAUGGGUAGAUGCAGAAAAUUGCACAUCUCUGGAAUUUGUAUCAAGCACAUUCAUACAAGGAUAUAUGAAUUCCUAUUUGGAUUUGGAUCUUAGCAAAUGCAUUAAUUUGGAUCAGAGCUCAUUAAUGGAUUGUCUACUGCUCAAACUUCAAAGCAUGGGACCACCAGAGGACCAAUAUUUGGACAAAGAGGCUGAUGCAACGAAGUUUGAUUGCCUAGAAUGUUUAUGCAUUGCGAGAAGUGAAGUGCCAAAAUGGAUGAUGUACAAAAAUGAUAAUGGAUCUUCAUUGUCAUUCUCUCUCACAACACCCCAUGCUACCGACUUCAUUAAGAUUGCUUUUUGUGCUCUAUUCGCACCCAAAGUUAAUGAUUCUCGUAAUUUAUUCAUGGCUAUUUCAUGCAAAUACCGCUUCAUAACUGAGUCUGGAGAUAGCCUCGAUGUGAAUUCCUCUUGCUCAAAGUUCAAUAUAAAUGACAUUUCCCUCUGGUAUUCCACCAUUCAUUUUAAUUCUAAGAAAUUCCGUAUCAGAGAGGCCUCAUUUCAAUUCUAUGGUAGAACCGAUCAAAGAGAAUUUAUUAGCGAGGUCAUACACAAGUGUGGAGUCCAUCUACUGUUUGAUCAUAACUUGGAAGACGAUGAUGAUGAUGGUAAUGAUAGAAAAAGACUGUCAGCGAUGGUGGGCUAUGAACGGGCCGAUGACGAGGGGUUGUUCUUUACUCACUUUUCUGGAAUGUCGGAUCAAGUUCCUGAGGAUGAUUAUGAGCAAUAUCCAGAGAGGCAUGAGUUUAAAGGUUUUGAUUUAAAUUUCGCAUUAUCUUUUUUAUUCACCUUAGUUAUCUGCCUGGCCGCUAAUUCAGAUCAAACCAAAGCCCAACCGACCCGGAUGAUCUUUGCUUUGAUGCUCAUUUAUGUAUGUUUGAAGCUACUUUCCUUCAACUCUUCUCUGUCUCUUCAUGGAAUGCGCAACUAAACUUGGUGUUGAAGAAAUUUUGUUUUUAUAAAAUAAUGUCUUUACUUGUAAGGAGAGAAAUGAAAACUUGAUUUUAAAAUUUUAUGUAUAAAUUGAGAAUUAUGUAUUUGUAAAUUAUAACACUAUUAAGCUAAGUCUGC